CAGAAUAAGGAUCAGACGAGCAGCAGUACCGAGAAUAAAAAGCAAAAAACGGACCCAUAAAGGCCAAUUUUACCUUCAAUGUACAUUUGCUAUUUCUUUUCCGUUCUCACACAAACACACAUACCCACACAUUUGGAUACUCGGAAAGAAUAAAAGAAAAUGCUCCAUAUUCUCCUUUUGCGGGUGGGUAUAUAUAAUGGCUAAUGGUUUGGCCAUCGAGUCGUUACUCAAUCGUCGCCAUGUUCUUGUUCCUGCAACUUGUUGUUGUUGCUGGGUUGCUACUGCUAUCGCAAAACAUCGUGUAUGCACUGCCACGUCCGACUGGCUUCUGCUGGAAGCGCAUUGACACUCUAUUCGUCUUUGGAGAUUCGUACAGUUAUGUGGAAGGCCGUUUAGGAACUAAGAAUUAUUCUUGGGAUAACUUUACAUCGCCUGGUUCUGUCCAUCACAAUCCCAUCCUCCUUAACAAGACGAGUGCGGGAGGACCUAAUUGGGCCGAGUACCUGACCGAAUGUUAUCAAGGAUUGCCACAACGCUGCGAUCCAGCUUUGUAUGAUAUCGCCUUUGCUGGGGCUGAUAUCGAUCCAGUACUCAUUUCCAAGCACCAUCCAUAUACUAUUUCGUUUGUGGAGCAAGUGGAUCAAUGGAAGGAUCACGUCGACCGUGCCAUUCAUUGGAAGCCUCCAAACACGUUGGCAACGUUUUGGAUGGGCAUCAACGAUGUUGGCGACACGGAAUCUUGGACCAACAUUUCGUUUCCUACGUUUUACAACCAACUCAUCGAUGUCUACUUUAACAAAGUGGAUGAGCUGUAUGCCCGCAAUGUGCGAUCAUUCCUAUUUUUUAAUGUACCACCACGCGACCGAUCGCCUGGCGGUGACAGCCACGACGGCUAUGCACAAGUCAUUGAUACGUUCAACGGCGUUCUGGACGAACACAUCAGUGCAUUUCAGCGCAAGCACACAGACGCCAAUGUCAUGUUAAUCAAUGCGUUCGACCUGUUCAAUGGGUACCUCGACAAUGCAGAAGAACUUGGCUUCAAGGAUAUCACCACUUUCUGUCCAAACUCGACGGCUCCUGAUUUCAAUACGAACUAUGAAAACUACGGCUGUUUGGCGCCGUACGAGUAUUUUUGGCUCAACUCAGGGCAUCCAACGUAUCCGGUUCAUCGACUGCUUGCUAGCGACAUUGAACGGCAGCUGGAACAGUCGAGUCGUUGCUAAAUAAUAUGUUGAUAAUUAAAAUAAAAAGGUGUGGUCCUAAAUUUUAAAAAUUGCCAUUGGCUGGCGUUUUUUCUUGCUCAGCGCAUGGCUGGUUUCCUAG
This is a messenger RNA of Zychaea mexicana, 1323 nucleotides long. RefSeq lists its product as uncharacterized. Lineage: Eukaryota; Fungi; Mucoromycota; Mucoromycetes; Mucorales; Lichtheimiaceae. Bases 204 to 1223 code for a protein of 339 amino acids. Gene Ontology annotation, molecular function: hydrolase activity, acting on ester bonds. The transcript is spliced from 7 exons. The record is from RefSeq and is a predicted model, not a curated record.